CAAAUAGUAGGGAAGAUUACUAAUUGAAACCUUUGUAAAUUUUCAGGGAAAGGAAGAUAAUAUGAUUCAGAAGCUUCCACAAGAAAAUUUUGACCUGCAUAUGCUGAUACUUAUUCCAUAUAUGCUGAGCAGAAAAGGAUAUUUAUAACUUUUUUGGGUAGGGUGUCAGAAGCUAAAAUGUGAUUGGGGAUAGAACAAAGAACAUGUUUAAUCAAAAUCAGUUUACCUCAUCUCUUACUGGAGAUUUCAUCUCCAAGAAGAGGAUCACCCCACCAGAAGGAUAAUUUGAGAAAUCCCCUUCCCAGCAUCAGGCUCAUACAAAGAGAACUCCUAUGCCCAAGGCAAGAGGCCUGCAGAUGCCAAACUUUGAUAAUGAAGAACCUUAAAUUCCCUUCAACAUGUUUGUUGAAGCAACAGAAGACUUUGGUGACCAGAGGCUUGAUGGGAUGCAUAAACUAAUCACAGUCAAUCAAAGUCAUUAUGAGCAUCUAUCUCAUGUCAAUGACAACUUCAACUUUGGUAUGCAGUUUAUAUCUUACAGCUUUGCGUCUCUGAGAGCCUCUCUGGCUGAAUUAAUGCAAACCUCUACUGCCAAAGUGGAUUCCCUCUCCACAGAAGUGGAUGGUAUCAACUCUAUUCUAUACUCUACUACUCAGACGCUCAACGCUUAAAAUGCAACACUUGCCAAGCUAUCUGAGGCUGUUGACACUCUGCAAUGGUCUGACACAAAGACCAAAGAGCAACUCCAAGAUAUUGAAGAUCUCUGCAAAACCCAUCGUGAUCAAGCUAGAACUUUCAUUGCUGCUGACAAAGAAAGAUACCAGAAGAUGGUAUUACUUGAAGCAAGCACCAAAGAAAUGUAUUCAGCUGUUCAGAAGCAACAAAGUCUGAUAGAAGGUAUAACCUCUGUAACCCAAACUCUCCCAGAGGCUCUUGAAGAACUCAAGGACGCUCAAGCCUCAGAAUUCUCUAAAAUUGAGCUCCUAUUUGGUGAUCUUGUUGAUGCCAAAAGGGGGAAGAGAAAGCAGAACCCGCAGGCCAGACUUCCAGAGCCCUAUCUACUAUGCCCAAGAGUACCUCUGUUGAUCCCGCAGUCUAUUUUGAGAAGGCCAGACAGAAGAGACUUGUUGUUGGAAUCAACAGACCUCCUCCUCCACCUCGAAAAGGAACCAAGAAGAAAACAUCCAACUUCUCUUUUAAUGAAUGGAUGAAAAGUGGAAUGUCAAGACCGGACAGAGCCCAUUUCGAGCAGAUGAAAAAGAUCAUGACUCCUCUACAACAAGAGAAUCUGUUCAUGGACAAUGAUGGACUUGUCCAAAUCAAUCAUGGAGGAUCUAUUCAAGAAGUUGAAGCUUGGUGGCAAAUGAAGGUAAUCCCAGGCAGGAAUAUAUCAGAAGCAGUGCGAAACUAUCUAGAUUGGAAGCUUGAUUCUCACUGGUCUGAAUACCAAAAUCCGAGGAAUUUAGCCUCCAUCAGAGACAUAGUAAAUACAGAACUCAA
This is a messenger RNA of Cuscuta europaea, 1500 nucleotides long. The record is from the annotation of a GenBank genome assembly. Lineage: Eukaryota; Viridiplantae; Streptophyta; Magnoliopsida; Solanales; Convolvulaceae.